GAGCCGGCCGGUGGUCCAGCCACGUCUCCGUCCUCUUCUUCGUCGUCCCGUUUUGUCCCACGCUUCCCUCGUUCCUCCUUCUCCCUUCCAUUCUUCUUUUAUACGACCGACUCUUGUUCCUCUUCUGAUCGCUUUUUUUCUCUUCUCAUUUUAUCGCCAUCCGCCUCCGUUUUCGAACCGCUCGUGCACCGCUGCGCGAUCCCGCCGCGACGGACCGUGGCGGAUUCCGUGGACGCCGCUCGAGCGCGUCUCGCGGAAACGCGCGCGAUACCGUUUGAAACCGAAACGAGAAAAUCGGGUUCGACUAGUGCUCGUACGUCCUGGAGAAUUCUGUGACGCGAGUGAAAUUGUUCGAGGAUUCGUUUUCGACGGCGGGGGGGUUGGAGGAAGUUGCCCACUGUCGAGGAUGGUGCAACAACGCCUGUGCGAUUUGUUUCGAUGACGUGAUGCCUGAUCGUCACUGGAUACUGGAUUGAGAGUCUCCAAGGAACUGUCUUUCUGACUGAUGUUCACACAGUGUUCAAGUAGAACCGAAGAAGCGGCCGGUGGUCCCGGUUUACCGUGAUCGCGAUAAUCCGUGGAUCUCGACGGAAUUUUCAACGGCGGCGGUUGUAGGACACGCGCGAAAAUGUCGGGCAGCGACAUCAAGCAGGGAACAGACGGCUCGCAGGACCGGCGUGAACGGUUUACAUCGAGAGAUUAAAGAACAUCGAAUGGACGUGGGCGAUUUGUCGAGCUCGGCAGGAUUGGCUGGGAGUGGAUCCAUCCCUGGAGCAACGGGUGUUGGUAUCAUUACAAGCACGACAUCCGCCACCGCAGGGUGGUGGACGCCUACGUCGACGAUCGCAUCGGCAGCGGCCAACACCGACGUGAUGAAUCAGCUCUGCAGGGUCUGCGGAGAACCGGCCGCGGGUUUUCACUUCGGGGCCUUCACGUGCGAAGGUUGCAAGUCGUUUUUCGGCCGCACCUACAACAAUCUGGGCAGCAUUUCCGAAUGCAAGAACGGCGGCGUGUGCGUGAUCAAUAAGAAGAAUCGCACCGCCUGCAAAGCCUGCCGCCUGCGGAAGUGUCUGAUGGUUGGCAUGUCCAAGUCUGGCUCCCGGUACGGACGUCGUUCGAACUGGUUCAAGAUCCACUGUCUGCUCCAAGAACAGUCGCAGCAGGCGCAGACGCGUCUCAUCAAGGACCCCAAGUCUGCGUACGAGAAGGCGUUCGGCUCUCUGGACGUGGCGAACAACAACAAUAAUAACAACGACAACACAGGCACUACGAGUGCAUCCGUCGUGGGGAUGGUCACGACGACCACCACGACGGCGAACAGUUACCAUCACCAUCACCAUCAUCAGCAGGACAGGUACCCCAAGAGGGAAGACGUGGUCCUGAGGCCGCAAGACAUCUCCGCGCAACUGAGGACGUCGGAUAUGCCCAUUAGACCCGGUCAGGAUCCUCUCUUGAGGCCUGUGGAUCUGGUGAGGGGGCCCCAUGAGCUGCUCAGGCCAGAGGUGUCCAGGUUUCCCAUGUGGAGGAGUCCACCGUUUUUCCAUCCGGCUCUGACGCACAUGCAGCUACUGAACACUCCGUUCUUCCCGUUCCAGCAGCGGUUCAUCGUCCCCUACGUUAACCAGGUCGGCGCCUCGCAGAUGGUGGCGAGUCUGACCAGUUCCUCCAGCGACAGCGUCAGCCCCAGAUCGACGCCGUCGCCGAAGAGGGACGAGGAUAACAGAAAUUCCCAGGACGGAUGCGUGGACGGCGAUGGGGGCUGCCAAAGGACCCAGGUGGAGGCUGCGUACGACAAGAGUCUAGCAUUCUUACGAUCCUUGGGCCCUGAACAGGACGAGCCGAUCGAUCUGAGCAUGAAGAGCGGGCCAACGGAGGUUCAGGAGGUGAACGCGGCCAGUACGGAAGAGGAAAGGUCGACGGACAGCGAGGACGAGCUUCUACAGGACACUGGUCCACCUCUCGAUCUCACUAGGAAGACAUGACCGUGGAGCAACACGGACGGCUCUCGAUAGGAACGAGACUUGCUCUGGCCAGAGUGGCUCGAAUGGAAUCGCUGCUUCGGGCGUUGCUCGAGAUCCACUGGAGUACGGCGGUUUUCGCAUGGGGACCUUGUUCCCCUUUCACGGAGUACGAAUGGAUUCUGGAUGCUGGAAUGUACGAUGAAAGGGUGGUCCUGGGAAGGGAAAAAUGGUAGAUGUUAUUGGAGGAAGUAAAAAAUUGAAACGUAUAAACCUGGGAAGGUACAAAGCACAGGAUGAAGCUAGGAGAAGAGGAGCAUCCCGAGAGAACCGUGAAUAGACGAAUAUUUAAAAAAGAAGCAGAAAUCCGGAGGACUUCUGGAGGAAGUGAUAAAUUGACUGUGAGAAGAAGGAAGAUCCUCCCGGAGGGGAGUGGGACAGCAGCAAAGAGGGAUCACACGGCGAGGAGACAGCGCGGAAGAGCGGACGUCACGAACCGCAUGCAGCCUCGCACAAAUGACUUUACGAUCGACGAUCGGAUCGACGUAAAAUUGCUCAAGUCCUCGGUAUUAACCGACAUCGGUUCCUUUGGUCGAGCGGAGCUCCGCCAGGUGCUCGUCGACGGAGUGGCCGAAGAUCAACUCGAUACAUCCUUUCGCAGCGUGAUGUACGACGAACGGUUGUGCCUUAACCGGUGCCUUUGAGCUCCACCAUCGAGUGAGAGAGUGCCAGUAAAAACCACGUGAUAGUUUAACGUUAAAUAAUAACCGCGGCGCGCGUGCGCUAUUCGCUGACGCAUGUACGCGCGCGUAGAACAUAUACGCGAGUCCGUCUUUUCGAAAGAGUUACGAGUCCAUUUUGUCGAAAAGGGGAGUUUCUGCAAGCAACGAUUGAAAAAAGUAUGUUCAUUUUCUUACACCUUAUCUCACAUUUCAUCACUGUCCUUUUAUAUUUUGAAAUGGGCUUGUAUUACUUUCUUCGUGAACAAUUCGUGUAUAUGUUUGUACGCGUGGUGCGUCUAUCGCGUGAGCGCGUGUGCAGUCGAUUAGAGUGCUCGAGAGGCUGCCGGAAGUCCUGGUGUGUCUCUCGGCGCUCGGGAAUGGCCAGUGUUUUGUUAAGCCGCCUUCGCAUCGAGUUUUUCGAUUUAUUUAUGUCCCUUUAUUUAACGCGGACCAGUCACUCGUGGCUAGUAGCGUCGCGAACAAUGGUGUGCUCGCUAGAUCAUCCCCUGUGUAAAAUAUUUAAUUUCGAGAUGCCAGAAGUAUAAGGAUAUUUGGUGAUUAAUUUUCUUUCAUUCUACAUGCUAUUAAAUUUUCAGUCUUCCAAGAAAUUGUAUGAUAAUUUGAACGAGUGUACGAAUGGUGCAAAUAUUCUUCCACGUUAAACGUGCUUAUCAGCGAAACGGUCCAGUACGAAAUGGCAAGGUAAAAGAAGGAUCGAGAAGCAGGGGUCGAUUACGAUCGAGCGAUACGCGUGCAAAUACACCAAGUGUUCGUCGAAAGAAUACGAAGUAAAAUAAAGAAUAUUGUAUAGCCGAUACGUGGCGCCUU
This is a messenger RNA of Hylaeus anthracinus, 3508 nucleotides long. Its product is annotated as nuclear hormone receptor family member nhr-8-like. The record is from RefSeq and is a predicted model, not a curated record. NCBI's taxonomy places the organism in Eukaryota, Metazoa, Arthropoda, Insecta, Hymenoptera, Colletidae. The coding region runs from base 714 to 1982 and encodes 422 amino acids. Gene Ontology annotation, biological process: regulation of DNA-templated transcription. The transcript is spliced from 4 exons. Gene Ontology annotation, molecular function: DNA-binding transcription factor activity; sequence-specific DNA binding; zinc ion binding.